Molecule: messenger RNA, 573 nt
Organism: Capronia epimyces CBS 606.96
Lineage: Eukaryota; Fungi; Ascomycota; Eurotiomycetes; Chaetothyriales; Herpotrichiellaceae
Exons: 4
Coding region: 1-573 (190 amino acids)
Molecular function (GO): protein-lysine N-methyltransferase activity
Source: RefSeq, a predicted model, not a curated record
AUGGAGAACCCCGACUCUGAUACACCUGUCCUUUCCGCCCUCACCCUUCAGGCUCUGGGCGAAUUCCGUGCCGAGCAAGCACUACAAUUAGACUGUUUUGAGCAGCUGAAUUCUAGUCAUGAUCAAGAUCCCGCGUGGAACCAGGCCAAGGCCUUAUCCAUGGACAUGUUUCCCGAGGACUGGAACGCCAGCCAGUUUUGGGUGGGCCAAUCUACUCACUGUACAUCUCACUCUAUUGUUCCUGACCCGGUAGUGACAAAGUACGACACUGCAUCUGCUACCCUCCUCGCCCAACAGCUUCUUAACGGCAUGACCUCUGACACUUGUAUCGCAAUAAUCUCGACUCCAAGUGUUUUUGUGCAGUUGAAGAAGCUCUUACGGAAGCUGGAGGAGGAAAAACAGCCAGCCAGAGUAUCUCUCUUCGAAUGGGAUGAGCGGUUCCGCGUUUUCGACGAAUUCAUUCCUUAUGACUUCGAGAAACCUGAGAAACUUGACCCUUCUUUGAAGGGCGUCUUCGAUCAUAUCCUCUACGAUCCACCAUACCACAGCGUGGACUGCCAAACCAAAGGUUAG